AUGUCUGUGGAUCUUAGGUACACGACCUUCAAUGAUGUCUUCAAACGAAGGUGGUCUGAUAUCUUGCGCUUCCGGGCCAAGUCUCUCUUUACCACCUGUGAGGUUUGCAGUGUCCUCAAGAAGCAACUGGGUGACGACAGUGGAGCUUCCAGCGCCUUGCCAGCGCCGCCCGUCAAGAAAGCAUGCACUGCUUAUGAGAAGCAACUGCAAAAGAUGGAAGGCGAUGUGAGUUUCAUCAAGGAGCUGUCUGACUACAUCUGUUCCUUCCGGCAGCCUGAAGAUGCAUCGCUGGAUUCAGACGGUUCUCAUCCAGCCUCCUUGGUCAUGGAGCUCUUGAACGAGGGGGAUGCAGGCCUGCGAUGCCAACAGUUGGAUGCAUGGUUCCAGGAGUACGCCAGCUACAGGGGCAUGCCAUAUCUGUACAAGAAACCGGGCUUUGACAUGAAUCCAUCCAUGGCAGAUGAAACAGUCAAGAUCCCGAUCACCUGCUUGAAGUUUGACAAGCCAGAUGACGGCUUGCCAAUCACGGCUGAUUGGCUGCAGACUGCCGAAUCCAUUCUAUUUGGAGGUCUAGACUUGGGGCGCGAACCAUUGGACUGCUCAAUGGAUUCUGGCUCAGGUCCUACGGCGUGGCCAUGCGAACUGCAGACCAUAGACGUCGUCAAGGGAUGGACGAGAGCCUCAGUGGUGAUGACAUUUCUCAUUGCAGCCUCCGAAUUGGACUUGAACGACCCAGAGAGCCGCGAGAAGUUGAAACCAUUGCACCGGGUGCUCGACAAGGGCUGGAUGAUCCCAUGCCAUGAAGCACGCCACAUUUUGCAGCGGCACAUCGACCACGUGAAGUGGGCCCACUGUGCUUUUAGCACAGAGCAGUUGCGUGGCAACCGUUGGAUGAUAGGCGCAACGCCAAAAGCAGGAUGUCCACCGGCUUUGAAGAAAGCCUUGACCGUUACGGAGCAGUCGCAGGCCAUGCACUUCAGGUUGACAAUCCAUUGCUUCAUCGAAGGCGGCCGGAGACUCAGGGCAUCAUCGAGAUCAAGACUCCGAUGGGCGUCUCAGCAGUUUGAUGUGCACGCCGACCUUGCAUGCAUGUACUCGGCAGUCUUGGAUGAGGCCCGUGAGUUGAGCAGCUGGACGGAUCAGAAGGAACAGGUGUUGAUGAAGGCCUUUUAUUCGAAGAGGCUGGAGGACAAAUUCACCAACCACAAGAUUGAAUUGAGGCCGUGGACUUUGAACAUCAACUUGGAUGAACUUCACAAGAACCGGGAACUGCCUGGCGCAUUUGGCUGCUUCCUGGGAGUCGCAGACUCCACCUUGUUCUGCGGAAGCUUCUUGUGGACACGGCAGGCCUUGAUGGAGUUCCCAAGCGCCAUUCAAGAGAAAGAUUUCACUGUUCCUGGCGACGCAAUGCUGAGCCACACAGAGCGCCGCAAUCUCACGGACUUUCAAGAAACUUCGCAGUGGCUCGGGGGUCCAGCAGUUCCCAAGGCUGUUCUGAAGGCUCUCUUGAGUGGAGUGAAGAACAAUUUCACUACGGUGGUCAUUCACCCUACUGCGUAUGAUGGCUCCCUCGAGAUUGCGGCCUUGCAGAGUGGGCACUGGACUGUUGGCACAUCCACCACUGAUAUCCACUACAAAGCUGCAAGGGAUUCUGUCAAGAACCACUUGCUGCAGGCUUGGAAAACUGGGACUGCCCCAAUGGACAAACAACAGCAGCGGUACAAGAAAGAUGUCCCGGCCGAUGACAUGCCGAAAGCUCCGAGCGUCCCAGAGCUGAAACUAUGCACACACAAUGAAGGCAGGCUCUCGAUCCCAACAGAUGUCCGAAAACACUUCAUCCAGUGUGCCAUCCAUGGACCAGAGUGGAGGGACAUCCUGGUGCAGUUCGACAAGGACUGGGGUGCACCUGUCGCUGGAACUCCCAACGGAUCUCCCAUUGCCCCCGUGCCUCUCAAGAAUGAGACCGCCAACAAUGGAUCGCCUGGUGAGACGCCCAAGGUUGAGCCGAAGGUGGAGCCAGAUUUUGAAUGGGCCAACACCUUCAAGGAAUCUCCUGCUACUUUUGCAGAGUUGAAGAACAAGUUCGGGGAUGAACUGAAUGAGCUUGCUGGGCUAGCUUCAACUUCCUCGUUCUUUUUGGCUCCUGGACCUCAGCUGUACCUGGUGGCCAAAGAGCCAAUCCACCUAAAGUGCAUGGAGGGCGCCCUCAUCUCCUACGGCGCAGGUUCAUGGCUUACAGGGGAGAAAGCUACCAAGUUUGAGUCGAACUCCCCAGACCGUGCCAUACCCUGCAAGCUUUCAUCAGAUCAGGUCCAUUGCAUCUUCGAGGAUAGGGGUUCCCAAAGAUGUUAA
Molecule: messenger RNA, 2352 nt
Organism: Durusdinium trenchii
Lineage: Eukaryota; Dinophyceae; Suessiales; Symbiodiniaceae
Source: the annotation of a GenBank genome assembly